Messenger RNA from Pyrenophora tritici-repentis Pt-1C-BFP, 1374 nucleotides. The record is from RefSeq and is a predicted model, not a curated record. Lineage: Eukaryota; Fungi; Ascomycota; Dothideomycetes; Pleosporales; Pleosporaceae.
AUGGCAGACACAACAUCUUCCGCCGAAAAAGGCGUUCUGGUUCAAAGCACAUCUCUCUCGCCCUCCCCAACGCAACCACACACUUUCGACCCCACCGCCGAGCGCCGCCUCCUCCGGAAACUUGACCUCAGAAUUCUCCCCAUACUAUGGCUCCUCUACCUUGUAAACUUCAUUGACCGCGCAAACAUCGGCAAUGCGAAAAUACAAGGCAUGGAGUCCGCCCUCGCCCUCAAAAAACAACGUUUCAAUAUCGCAGUCUGGGUCUUCAACCUCGGCUACCUGGUCGCCGGCAUACCGCUUCAAAUCCUUUUCAAGCACUACGGCCCCAAGAGCCUAUGUGUCAUGAUGUUCUGCUGGGGCAUCACCGUCAUCGGAUGCGGACUUGUCAAGACGUGGGAGCAACUCGUUGUAUGUCGAUUACUGGAGGGGAUUGCUGAGUCUGCGUUUAUUGCGGGUUCGGCGUAUUUGAUCGGCGCAUAUUACAGGAAGAGGGAGUUUUUGGACAGGAUCUUUAUAAUCGAGGGAUGUGUUACUAUCUCUAUUAGUAUGGCGUGUUUGCCAUUUAUCCCAGCGUUCCCGGAACACUGCACUUUUCUGUCGCCAGAGGAGAAGACGCUGAUGCUCCAACGCAUCCAGGCAGAUGGUGGUCAUGUCUCUUCAGACGAGAUAUCCCUCUCCAAAGCCCUACAUUACCUCAAAGACUGGAAGAUCUGGACUGGCGUAAUCAUGAACCUAGCCGUAACCGAAGCCGCAAACUCCCUCUCAAACUUCCAACCCACCAUCCUCAAAGGCCUAGGCUACACGGCUACAUCGGCCCAAAUUCACACAAUCCCCGUCUAUCUCGUCGGCGCCGCCUUCUCCGUCGUCCUCUCGCACAUGUCCACCCGUCUAGACGCCCGCUUCCCCUUCUACCUCCUCGGCGCCUGCGUCCUCGCUACCGGUCUCGUUGUCGAAAUCACCACGCCACUGCACCUCCACUACUCUGCCAAAAUCCGCUACAUGGGCAUGUUCUUCAUCGCCAGCGGCGCCUACCUCGCUAUGCCCAUCAGCAUAAUCUGGACAAGCAUCAACUGCACUAACGGCUACAAGCGCGCCGUAGCCAUAACCGCAAUUAUAAACUUUGGCACUGCUGGCGCGUUUGUGAGCUCGAAUGUUUUUCUUUUUAAAGAGGCGCCGAGGUUCAGGACGGGGUUUAGUGUGGGCUUGGGGCUGGCGUGUGGGGGGAUGGUGGCGGCGGGUGUCACGUGGUGGGCAUGUCGGAGGGAGAAUACGCGGAGGGAUAAGAUGAUGGCCACGGUCGGGGAAAUAGAGGGGGGGGAGGUACAGGGUUUCAACGAGGGCGAUCAGGCAAACGGGUUUCGGUUUGCGUUAUGA